CUUUGAUCACGAUUGUAAAAUUGGACAGUUCGGUAACAAAGUGAAGUACCGAAAGAGAGUCGCAAUGGGAUCCUCAAAGGAUAUUUUAUGCCUCCAUCCGCCCCCCCAAUUUUUCAAGAUAGCAAUUGUCAGUCAUCGAUCGUCUGUCGUCAACCUUGGCAUACAAUUAAUGAUCCAGAAAACGAGAGUCUGACCCGGUCAAAUCCCAGCAGUAUGUGCGAGUUCAGCGGAACAAGAUUCAGCUGCGGUUGUCUCACGUGGAAGGGCAACGAGUACAAAUAUUGCUACAGGCGAGGUAAAGGGUGUAAGACAAAGACAUUCCGGCUUUUCGAAUGGCAAACGUUCUGCCCAGGUUCUCGUAAAUUUCUCAAGGAGAAGACAAAGUAUGACGAAGGUGUUGUCCUUCCGAGAUGCUGCAGCCAACUUGAGAAAUCGAAGCUAGAAAGUCUAUGCUUGAAAUGUAACUCGAUCCCCGACAAGGAAAAUGAGUUGCACCGCUAUUGUGCCCAGCACAUGGUGUGCGUUUCUGAAAUAGUUGAUCCAAAUGCAGAGAAAGAGUUCGAAAAGUUUGCGCAACUUUGGCCAGGCAACUUACGAGCCAGGUACCUUCGAAGGAAGCAAGAUCUAAGGGUAAGAGAUGUUGGUUGGUCCCUAUGAUUUUACUGCGGACUUGACGUGGGCGCGAACGCGAACGCGGACGUGGACGUGGACGUGGACGUAGACGCAGAUGCGGAUGCAGUAUUGUUUAGUGUUUCUUUUCUUUUUCUUUCUUUUUUUUCUGUGUUUAGUAUCUUAUCUAACUCAGCCAGCUUAAUCCAGGUACUUUUAAACAUGUAGGUGGUUAUGAAAUCACGAUAGGAAAUAGGUAACGUUAAUGUCGUCGAUGGUGCUUAAAGAUUUUAAAUGUUUUAAUGUUG
This is a messenger RNA of Annulohypoxylon maeteangense, 917 nucleotides long. RefSeq lists its product as uncharacterized. The coding region runs from base 88 to 657 and encodes 189 amino acids. The record is from RefSeq and is a predicted model, not a curated record. NCBI's taxonomy places the organism in Eukaryota, Fungi, Ascomycota, Sordariomycetes, Xylariales, Hypoxylaceae. The transcript has a single exon.